Messenger RNA from Nicrophorus vespilloides, 5321 nucleotides. RefSeq names its product intersectin-1 (gene Dap160). The transcript has 16 exons. Bases 239 to 5083 code for a protein of 1614 amino acids. Lineage: Eukaryota; Metazoa; Arthropoda; Insecta; Coleoptera; Silphidae. The record is from RefSeq and is a predicted model, not a curated record. Gene Ontology annotation, biological process: clathrin-dependent synaptic vesicle endocytosis; endosomal transport. Gene Ontology annotation, cellular component: presynaptic membrane; clathrin-coated pit; plasma membrane. Gene Ontology annotation, molecular function: molecular adaptor activity; calcium ion binding; guanyl-nucleotide exchange factor activity.
CGAAUCGUCUCUGUGGUACGAGCGAACCGCUAUUGAUUUCAAUGAAUACGCUCCGUUCUGACGUUUAAUGGUAGAGGCUGAGGGUGUCAAACAAUGCCCCAAUGAAACUAGUAAAAUGUUCAUUUAACAUUUGACCGAAACUACCGUCUGAUCUAGAGCGAAUACGAAGCGAAGAGGGAUCGUGUUUUUGCUGUGAUUAUCUCCUGAGAUUGAGCUCCUUUGCAGAGGAUAGAGGAAAAUGUCGGUCGCUGGAACCCCGUCAGGUGAUCCUUACGUUAUAGUGCCCCGCGAGAGGGUCCGUUACGAGGACCAAUUCAAAGCCCUCAAGCCCCAGAAUGGAGUGGUCACCGGGGACCAGGCCAAAGGAUUCUUCCUCCAAUCUCAACUCCCACCCAUCAUCCUUGGACAGAUAUGGGGAUUGGCAGAUACUGAUGCUGAUGGAAAAAUGGAUCUGUACGAGUUCUCCAUUGCCUGCAAACUGAUCAACUUGAAGCUCCGGGGAUAUGAGAUCCCUAAAGUACUGCCACCAGUUAUGUUGGCUUCAUUGAAGGGUCAAAGUCCACCCACAAUUCCUCCUCUUCCGAAUGCUUCUCUCAUAAAUGCACCACCCAGGCCUGAGCCUCCGAAGAUCUCUGCUCAGCCUCUGAUCAGUCAGUCAAUGAUACACAAUAAUACACAACCUCCAAUGAUCCCACCGCAACCUGCUAUGGUUCCAAUCAUGUCACAGCCGAUUAUGGGUCAAGCACAGACACAGCCAAUCAUGAUGCCACCACAGCAACUUCUAAUUUCCACACAGCCACCUGUAAUUCCGACCGGUAUUGUACCGCCCAUGCAAUCUGUGCCGCCUCUGGUGGCUGCAGGUGUUGCUGCACCCGCAUCCGCCCAUAUGUCACCCAUGGGUGUUGUGCAAACGUCCAGCAACAAUACUCCAAGAGCCAGUGUGACCAGCUUGGAUCGCGUCGAUUCUCCUCAAGUGGAAUGGGCCGUUCCGCAUCAAACGAAGCUGAAAUACACGCAGAUUUUCAACACAAUGGAUCGCACCAGAAGCGGAUUCCUUACGGGUCCGCAAGCUAGGAACGUUAUGGUUCAAACGAAGCUAGCUCAAAAUAUUCUGGCCCAGAUUUGGGCCCUAUCCGAUAUGGAUUCUGAUGGGCGUUUGGGCUGCGAGGAGUUUGUCCUUGCCAUGCAUCUUUGCGAGCAAGCCUCUUUGGGUACGAUGCCACCUACCGCACUACCCCCAGACAUGAUUCCUCCUUCGUUCAGAAGGAUGCCCAGAACUGUAUCGCGCACUGCCUCCAUAUCCAGUCAAGGCAGUGGCCAACCAGAGGCUGCAGUAGAUCUCACUCUUAUAUCACAAAAUUCCUUUGAAGAUAAACGAAAAGAAAACUUUGAAAAGGGUCAGGCCGAAUUGGAGCGUCGCAGAAAAACGCUUUUGGAUCAGCAGAGGAAGGAGGCUGAAGAGCGUGAGCGCAAGGAAAGAGAAGAGCUGGAGAAGAGAGAGAAGGCUCGUCUCGAAGCCGAGCGUAAGCGUGCAGAAGAACUGGAGAAGCAAAUGCGAGAGCAGCAGGAGAGGGAACGCAUGAUGGAGGAAGAGCGUAAGCGGCAGGCGGAUCAAAGGGAGGCGGCGCGCAAAGAAAUGGAAAGACAACGACAGCUCGAAUGGGAGAAGCAGCGACUGCAGGAGCUUCAGCAGCAACGCCAGAGGGAGCAAGAGAACGUCCUGAAGCUGAAGGCCAAGAAUCAGAGUUUGAGCAUCGAACUGUCGACAUUGAACGAUCAUGUCAAGGAUCUGUCGCAGAAGAUUUGCGAUACGCGCGUAGGCGUAUCAAACGUGAAGACAACUAUCGAUGGAAUGAGAUCCACGAGGGAUACGUCGAUGCAAGAGAUGUCGCAGUUGAAGAACAAGUUGAAGGAGCAGAACGCCAAGUUGUUGCAGUUGUCGCAGGAGAAGGUGAAGUUGGACGCGAAGAACAAAAUCAACUCGCAAAUGAACGAGCACCAGUCCGAACAGACUAAGCAGGCGUACGAGAACAAGGAGAUUACCAUUAAAAAUCUGAAGGAGAAGCUGGAGGAUAUGGAAGGAGAAAUCACCACCAAGAUGUCGGAUAUCGAGAACAACAAUUCGCAGCUGACGGAUUUGAAGACUCAAUUGUCAGAGUUAAUGAACGAGUGCGAGGAUCUGUACUCGGUGUACCAGCAGAAGAAGGGCACCGUUUUAGAAAUGAAGGAUAAGAAGGUGAAGGAUUUCAGCACUGCUUGGGGUAACGAAACCAGCUGGGGCAACGAACCAGACACCGCAUCUUGGCCGGCGGAUAAUUGGGGAGCCGAAGAGAAGACGGUGAUUUCUAAUACGGAAACUGCACCACCCUCUGCUGUCUCUUCAGAUCCAGCUGCACAUGGAAACGUCAAGUAUCGGGCACUGUAUGAGUUUGUUGCAAGAAACACGGACGAGAUUAGUUUCCAACCAGGAGAUAUAAUAAAUGUGCCGCUGGAACAAACUGGAGAACCAGGUUGGUUGGCCGGAGAGAUCAGAGGUCACACUGGAUGGUUCCCCGAAUCUUACGUGGAGCCUGCGGAAGGCGUCAACGUGAGAGGAUUCGAAGAAACGGUCGUUGCUGAACCAUCGCCUGUCGCAGUUGUCGAGGAUCUGGAGAGCAAACGAUUGGAGGGAAUCGUCGAAGUCCCCGAAACCAUUCCAGAGCAGCCGGAGAUGGUGCAGCAGCCUGUCGCAGCAGCGAUCGAAGAGGAAGCGGAAUUCUACGUGGCGAGUUAUCCGUACCAGAGCGUGGAGCAAGGGGAUCUCACCUUCAACGCCGGCGAAAUCAUCGGGGUGAUCAAGAAGGAGGGCGACUGGUGGACCGGUAAAAUCGACGAUCGCGUCGGAAUUUUCCCCAGCAAUUACGUCCAGAAGAUGGACUUGAACGCUACCGCUUCUGAGCCGCCACCUCCUGCGACCACUAACUCCUUUAAUGCGGAACCGAAGGAGUCAUUAAGCGAACAGCUGCAGCAAGACGCUGCGGCCAAUGCCCAGAUCGACAAUGAAGUCUCGCUAAUCAACGAAAACAGUAAGCCCGAACUUGAGAAAACGGACUUUGCCGUGCUCGCAGCUCAAACUCAGCCGAGGAAUAACAAGAAGCCGGACAUUGCUUCGGUAAUAGCGCCGUACCAGGCGACCAGCACCGAGCAGUUAUCUUUGGAGCGAGGUCAACUGAUCAUGAUCAGGAAGAAGACGGAUUCGGGUUGGUGGGAGGGUGAGCUUCAGGCGAAAGGACGUCGCCGUCAGGUCGGUUGGUUCCCGGCUUCGUACGUGAAGGUCCUCAACAGCAGCGGAAGAGCGAGCGGCAGAACCACUCCGGUUUCAAGCACGCGAAUGCAGCAGGAAGUCGUCAUCGACAAAGUGAUCGCUCUCUAUCCGUACACUGCCGCCAAUCCGGAUGAGCUUAGCUUCCUCAAGGACGAGAUCAUCAGCGUGACAGCGCGCGAAGAGCAAGCUUGGUGGCGCGGCGAACUCAACGGCGUCUCCGGCCUGUUCCCCAGCAACUACGUUUCUCCUCUACAGCAAUUUCAAGAAGACGCUGCGAGUAGAAAGCGAAAAGACUGUGUUAACGAGUUGGUGCAGACGGAGCGAGCCUACAUAGAGGACAUGGCCGUUGUUAGGGACGUUUUCGAGGCGCCUCUGCUCGAAAGCAGAGUUAUCAACAAGAAGGAAAUCGAGAAUAUCUUCGUCAAUUGGCAGGAUAUUCUCGGCUGCAAUCGCGCCUUCCUGCAGGAUCUCAACAAACGCAUCGAGUCAGGAAGUGAUAUCGUAGGCGAUAUCAUCUGCACACACUUGCCACAAAUGAACGUGUACGCUGUGUUCUGUCGGAAGCAGUUGGAUAGUGCGGCUCUUCUGCAGAAUUUGUUUGAGAACUCGGCGCCGUUCAGAGAGGUGGUGAAGAAGUGUCAGAGUCAUCCGGCGACGAAGGGAAUGCCGCUGAGUUCGUUCCUGAUCAAACCCAUGCAACGGAUCACCAAGUAUCCUCUGCUCAUCGGAAAGAUAUUGGAAAAUACCCCUGACAAUCACGCAGAUUAUGCGAAUUUGAAAGAAGCUCAAGUCUUGGCCGAUAAAUUUCUGAAGAGGAUCAAUGAGAACGUUAGGCAGAAGGAGGAUUGGGAGCGUCUGGACUGGUUGCAGACGUACGUGCAGAACGAUCUGAAUAUAACGUUCAACGGGAAUACGAACAAGGUCGGAGCGCGAAAGCUGAUACAUUUCGGUAUUUUUUCGAAGGUGAAAAGCGGUAAGGAGCUGGUGGGAUUUUUGCUCAACGAUUUUCUUUUGCUCGUCCAACCGAGUAAAGUCCUCUCCACGCAGUUCACUUUCCAGAAGAACAAUAAUGUUUCUUACAAGAUGUACAAGCAGCCGUUGAUGGUGAACGAGUUGAAGGUUUCGAAGGGAAGCGUCGAGAGUGUCGAAGCAGGAACGGACGCGAAUCGAGUGUUGAAGUUGCAGGACAAUAAGGUGACGUUGGCUCUGCUCACGCCGAGCGUGAACGAGUGUAGCCUUUGGUUGAAGAGGAUCGAAGCGGCGAAGGAGAUGUACGAGAAGGUUGUAUCAUUGACGAAGCCGCGUCCCAAGACCAAGGCGACCGGUGUGAGUAAGGGCCGUCUGCUUGUCCAUGUGCUAAAAGGGAAACGUUUCGUGCACACCGGUCGGUCCUUCGUCCAGAACAUCUACUGCCGCGUCUCGCUGGGCGACAGCGUGCAGAACACGAACGUCGCCGCGGACAGCAUGAACGGUAAUCCACCAGCAUCGCAGCAGGCCAACAACGGUAUCCCUCAACCGCCGAGUCUCAUCUGGAACUUCAGCAUGCAGUUUCCGAUACGCACAAUUCAAGAUGAGAUGCUCACCGUCGCAGUGUACGAGAUGUGCCCAUUCAGUCCAGAUGAAUUUUUGGGACGAGCCGACGUGAAGCUGAGGGAUCUGCACGCCGAGUACAAAGCGCGAAAGGUGAACGGACCAAUCACUAAGAAGCUGAUCUUGCACCAGGUGGAGUCGGGGGAGGUCGUCAUCAAGUUUGACAUGCAACUCUUCUCCGACUUUUGAACCGGGAUAAAAGGUAAAUUAUAAAAAAAAGAAAGGCUGAUCGCAAAACAAGCAACUAGCUACACACACACAUUGUAUUCUCUCCACUAAUAAUGCUAAAACUGCCAAAAUUAAUUGAUAUAUAUAUAGACAAUACUAAUAAAAUUUAAGAUUUCAUUCAAGACACGAGAUUAGGACGGAUUACAUUUAUUUGCUUUUGACCACAAUCGAUCAGUAUUUUAUAUAAUUUAUUCGUGUG